Rhagoletis pomonella (apple maggot) is the source of this 450-nucleotide messenger RNA. RefSeq names its product RING finger protein vilya (gene vilya). The annotation marks the transcript as partial. The record is from RefSeq and is a predicted model, not a curated record. Lineage: Eukaryota; Metazoa; Arthropoda; Insecta; Diptera; Tephritidae. The transcript has 3 exons.
GGAGUACCUUCCGCUAACACUGUAACUGUACCAAAUGAGGUUAAUUGUCCUCUUUGUAAAAAAGUGCAGCGUUUUCGUGUGUUAUGUAACAUGAUGCCGUCUCAUUUUAAAGAACUCUUUACUCCUGAACCAUGGCGGGAACCGACAGAACGGGUUUUAACUUUUCAAUCAAAUCAGCGCCAAAGUUUCCUAAAAGCCAUGUCCCGAAAGAGUACCGAGUUGGAAGAAAUUAAAAGGAAACGCAAAUUAUUGGAAAUAAAAUCAAAAACGAAAUAUGAAAAAUAUGAGCAGUUACAAUAUGAGCGCAAGCGAUUGGAAAGGGAACGCAAGCGAUUGGAAAGGGAAGUACGAAAAUUAAAGGAGCAGGAGUUGCAACCAAAAAGGUUUGUAAAUAAUAUAUGUAUUCAUAAGGAAAUAAAACGACAGUACCAAUAUUGUAUUAAAUUGUAG